Messenger RNA from Amphiprion ocellaris (clown anemonefish), 816 nucleotides. RefSeq names its product C-C motif chemokine 21-like. The transcript has 4 exons. Gene Ontology annotation, cellular component: extracellular region. Gene Ontology annotation, molecular function: CCR chemokine receptor binding; chemokine activity. Gene Ontology annotation, biological process: cellular response to type II interferon; positive regulation of GTPase activity; cellular response to interleukin-1. Bases 102 to 374 code for a protein of 90 amino acids. NCBI's taxonomy places the organism in Eukaryota, Metazoa, Chordata, Actinopteri, Pomacentridae. The record is from RefSeq and is a predicted model, not a curated record.
UAUAAAAGCAGGUGCAGCUCCUCACCUCCAGCAGCAAACACCUCUGGUCUCCUGAAGAGAAGUAGCGGAGCCGAGCCGAGAACCUACGAAGAACCAGAGACAUGGCCUCUAAAGUUGCAGCUCUGCUCUUGCUGGGUAUCAUCUGCUUCGGGUUUGCAGCAGCUGACGUUCCAGCUGACUGCUGUCUGAAAACGUCCGACAAACAUUUCCCCGCCAAACUCAUCUCAAGCUACAAACUUCAGGAUGCAGGGAAAGGCUGCGACAUCAAGGCUACUGUGGUCAUCACAAAGGCUGGAAGGCAGCUGUGUCUCGUCCACUCCGAUGGGAACCCAUGGGUGCAAAGGGUCCUUCAUGCUGUGGACAAGAGAACAUAAGCUCAGUGAAUGAGGACCGGAGACAAGUGGCUGAAGAUGAAAAUGAUGGCUGAGAACAGAAUCAUUUCAGUCUCAGAGCAGCCGUGUUGUACUGUACAAGACGUCUGAGAGGAUGAGAAUCAUCGCCUCUGGCACCUUAUUUAUCUUAUUUUUAUUUUAUUUUAUCCGGAUGUUUUUUCUUCAUUUGUGGUGGCGGUGUAGUUGUGGUUGUGGCUGCCUUUUUCUUUCUGCUUUUUUACGAUGAGUGACGUGUACUGUAAAAAUAGAAACACCUGCCUUGACUUGCCCAAAGAGUUUUGUUGUUUGUUUAAUACUGUAUGCUGCUAAAUUUUCAGUGCUGUGUUUGUGACGACUUGUAGAAAAUGUUGAAAGGAUGAUUUGUGGAUAUUGAGACUGUUACUGAGAGUUACUUUAAAAUAAACUUUUGAUACUAUUUUGUAAA